UUUGUUUUGUUUUUUUACUGUCAAAGGAAACAUAUACACACACACUUGUUGUGACAGUUAGGGGGAGUUGUGAGUGACAGUGGCAUUUAAGAGAUAAGAUCAACUCUCAACUCUUUUUUGUCUGUCUCCCUUACCACACAGAUUCAUUGAUUGAUGGCAAAAGCAAUCCUUUUGUGUAACAAAUGGUAUGGACAUGGACAACAAUUCUGGGCCACACAUUCCUUCCAAAAUUUCACCCACUGGUUUGUUCACUUACCUUCAUUACAUUGUAAGAAAAUGGACAUCAAGGUGAAGGCGGUGACUUCCUCGGAUUCAAAUGCAAAGAAAGCAAAUUUGUUUGCUGCCAAAAAGGAAAGAGUUAAACUACCAACAUAUGAUGAUGAUGAUGUUCUUGGAGGAAAGGAAUACCACAUCAGUGAAUUUCUAAGCCAGCCUAGUGGAAUUGCAGCAGUGUUGAACACAAAGGUCUUACAAUCAUUUCAAUCUCUUGAUGCUAACACAUACAGGUGUGAACUUCCAAAACUUAAACUUUUGAAGUUUGAAGUUUCUCCUUUCAUAGAUCUGCGUGUUACCUCAACUGAUGAAGAUUGCUUGGUUGAAAUGAUUUCUUGUAAGUUUGAGGGUUCAGAAAUUGUGGAAGAGCUAAACGACCACUUUUCAGCAUUUAUGGUAAAUCACAUGACAUGGAGUGACGCUGAUAUUGAAUCAUUUUUGGAAGUUGAUGUGAAGUUGAAUCUCACACUUGAGAUCUACACACGACCAUUCACUGUAAUGCCUAUUUCAGCUGUUGAAGGUCCUGGAAACAUAAUGAUGCAAGCUUUGGUGGACAAGCUCGUGCCACUUCUACUUCAACAGAUGGUACAAGGUUAUGAUGAAUGGGUUCAAAAGCAAACGUAUCAUCUAAACCAGUCUUCUAGUGAAGGAAAUUUUGUAGUAGAGACAACAGAGGGAGGGAGAACCUUUUGAUGUUUAUGAAAUAGGGAGAGAAGAAAAUGAUUAAGUACAAGCAUUUGGUUUUAGGAAGUUUGUGUUAAGACUGUCAAUGUAAUGUCUCUUCUGCAAGUAUCUUAUUUUUUUGGUUACAAUAAAUUGAUUUUUAGUUUGGUAAGGAAUUACAUUAUUAUAAACUUAUAAGUGUUAUCUGAGCUUUGCAGCCUACCUUUAUAUGUACAUGGCAAAGAAAAAAACUGUUAACAGUGCAA
Messenger RNA from Medicago truncatula (barrel medic), 1202 nucleotides. RefSeq lists its product as uncharacterized. The coding region runs from base 154 to 966 and encodes 270 amino acids. The transcript has 8 exons. The record is from RefSeq and is a predicted model, not a curated record. Lineage: Eukaryota; Viridiplantae; Streptophyta; Magnoliopsida; Fabales; Fabaceae.